AUGGCGUCACGACCGCCAAUGAUGGCGCCCCAUAAUGAGACGGAUUCGAUGACCAGUCGAAUUACGCGUGAGGGAAAACAGAUCACUUACAGAUUGACUGUGAUGCAACAACCCGAACGCGCAAGAGCGUGUGGUGCUGGUGCCAAGUCUUCUGCCGACCGACGUCCCGUUGACCCACCACCCGUUGUGGAAUUGCGCAUCUUCGAAUCCGAACCAGGUCCCGACCAACCCCAGACCGAUAUCACUUUCGCCUACAAUGCCAAUUUCUUCCUGUAUGCCACUUUGGACACUGCUCGUCCGGUCGCUCACGGGCGGAUGGCUGGACCUCCGUCGUGCCCGGUAUUGACAGGUGUGCCUGUCGCUGGUGUUGCUUAUCUUGAUCGCCCUUCGCAAGCAGGUUACUUCAUCUUUCCCGAUCUGUCAGUUCGCCACGAAGGUCGCUAUAGGUUAAACUUCCAUCUAUAUGAAGAGAUUAAGGAGGCUAAGGAUGCCGACAAGGAUUCAUCCGAUCCUCUUCCCAACCAAAUCCGCAAUAAUCUCGGCAAGCCAGGCCCACCACAAGCAUCCCUUUCCUUCCGUCUCGAGGUUAAGUCAGUUCCUUUUACUGUCUACAGUGCGAAGAAGUUCCCAGGUCUGGCUACCAGCACCUCAUUGAGCCGUGUCAUUGCUGAGCAAGGAUGCCGUGUUCGCAUUCGUCGUGACGUUCGCAUGAGACGCCGCGGUGACAAGCGUGAUGAGGAAUUCGACUACGAUGAGGAGCGUAAUGGCGCUGUAUAUGCUCGGUCGUCCGACCGAUACUCAACGCCAGAUCGCUAUGUGGCACAAACAGUGGAACGACCUCGGUCAAACAGCAAUACCAGCCAAAUGGAAUCGCCAUAUGGAUUUGGACCGGAGAUACAACGACGGCCUUCAGUACCAGAUUAUGCCUUCCAAUGCCCUCCCCCUUACCAGCGACCCAUGCCACCCGCACCGAUGCCACACAACAGCAACACCCCGUCUUAUCAAUCACACCUUUCCUUUGGAUCGACUCCAACUCAAUAUCCUGCUCCCCAUAUGCCGCCUACUCCUCCCCCAGUUGCCGCCGCUGGUGGCAUGUAUUCCCCACAUACUGGGUACGCUAAUAUUCGACACCCCUCUACCAUGUCAGAAUACGAUGGAACACCUAUGGGCUAUCCCAUGGCACCACAAAUGCAGAAUGGUUACCCCAAGAACAAUAUGAACAAUAUGAACAUGAAUCAAUAUCGUGUUGAAGCACCCAAACCCACACCAUACCUGAUUCAAGACCCGCAACAAUAUCUGCCGCCACCACAUAUGAUACGACAUGACCAGACACCUACCAUGGGCCAUGUUGGUAUUUCAGCAAUGAAAGCUUUGUCGAGCGAAUAUGUCAAUAUCCAGCCUUCAAUUGAGAGUAUACCGCCUAGCCCCGGUGGUUAUGACUCCUUCUCCGGGAAACGGAUGCUCUAUCAUACAGGACCUACUGGCACGAAGCGUAGCCAUGAAGAUUCAUUUGGCAUCGAUGACCGUCCCAUGCACAAUGGAAUGCGACCGGACGCAGAGCCAUACCCCAAUGCUUAUCGAGAUUUCUCCGCCGAGAGUCGUGCAGCCUUGAUGGCCGAGCUUGGCGUGGACAUGGCAUACAAACGAGCUAAUGGCAGGAUGGUGAUGAAAAUACCUGCCGGUCAAUAA
Molecule: messenger RNA, 1689 nt
Organism: Penicillium angulare
Lineage: Eukaryota; Fungi; Ascomycota; Eurotiomycetes; Eurotiales; Aspergillaceae
Gene: veA
Product: sexual development activator VeA
Exons: 2
Coding region: 1-1689 (562 amino acids)
Source: RefSeq, a predicted model, not a curated record